Messenger RNA from Cyprinus carpio (common carp), 3104 nucleotides. It is a transcript of the gene cdhr1a, whose product is annotated as cadherin-related family member 1a. Lineage: Eukaryota; Metazoa; Chordata; Actinopteri; Cypriniformes; Cyprinidae. Gene Ontology annotation, molecular function: calcium ion binding. The transcript has 16 exons. The record is from RefSeq and is a predicted model, not a curated record. Gene Ontology annotation, biological process: homophilic cell-cell adhesion. Gene Ontology annotation, cellular component: plasma membrane.
CCUUGAAAGAAAACUAACUCUAAAUCUACAUUUAGAUACAAAUUCAUUUCAUAAAUGAAUUUAGAUAUAGUGACAUACCUUUGAUUAACCAGGGGAUAUUGAAGCAUGUAUGAUGUAAAACAACUGUAAUCCUAGACAAGCAGAUAGAGACAGUCAUUAGUAUUAUUACAUUAUGCCAUGUGUGUUUAACCUUGUGACAGAAAAAUGACAAAUAUUGUAAUAGGUACAGUUGUUGUAGGCACAUGAUGUCUUGUCCUUAUAAGUCUGGUUAUGUUACAUUGUUAAUUGCAGUAUUUUAUUGUGAUAUCUCAUUGUUUACAGCACAGACUGACUAUGCACCUUAUUUCUAUGAUAAUGGGCCUAACAGUAACAACGGUAAUAUGGCACUGUUAAAUCUCUCAGAGGAUACACCAAAAGGAACACAGAUAUAUGUUCUUAAUGGAACCGACCCAGAAGUCCAGCCAGUAAAGUAUGGAAUGACCUUUGAACCCGGAUCCAAAGAAUAUUUCCGUGUUCAUCCUAAAUCUGGAACAGUAACUCUUAUAGAGGAACUCGACAGAGAGGCACAGGAUGCGAUUGAAGUCUUUGUCAGCAUCUCAGAUGGCCUUAAUAAAGUAGCUGAAAAGGUUUCAGUUUUUGUCAUGGAUGCCAAUGAUGAGAGACCACAGUUUCAGACCAUGCCUUCCAUUGUAGAUGUGCCAGAGAACACUACAUCUGGGAGUAGCAUCUACAAAGUGCAGGCAGUGGACAGAGACACCGGCUCAGGCGGAUCAGUCACUUACUUCCUCCAGAGCAGUGAACCGAGCACAAAAUUUGCCAUUGACCACCAUAGUGGCGUGCUGCGGAUAAAACCAGGUGAAACCCUCGAUUAUGAGAAAUCCCACACAUAUUUCAUCACUGUGGUGGCAAAGGAUGGAGGUGGCAUUUACAAGGGCAAGCAACAAGUGAUGUCAUCAUCUGCCACUUUGACAAUAAAUGUGAUUGACACUCAAGACACUCCCCCUGUGUUUGUUGGGACUCCUUACUUUGGUUAUGUCUAUGAGGUCUCCUCGCCUGGAUCUGAGAUAUUUACAGUUUUUGCCAAAGAUGGAGACAUGGAUAAUCCAAAUCCAAUCAUACAUUCUAUAGAAUCUGGAGCAGAUGGGGUUUUUGCCAUCAAUAAAACCAGUGGAUGUAUCACUCUGAAGGUGUACCCCGCAGAACUGAGGAGAGAAAUCUUUAAUAUUAAAGUCAAGGCUUCAGAGGUCAGUCCAGAAGGAAAACUCUUGGACUUUGCAGUCACCACAGUGACCAUUCGGGUAGUGGAUCUGAACAACCAUCCACCCACAUUCUUUGGAGAAAAUGGACCACAGAACGUGUUUGAGUUAACUAUGUAUGAACAUCCUCCAGAGGGAGAGUUCUUGAGGGGCUUGAAAAUUACAGUCAAUGACUCCGACCAGGGAUCAAAUGCAAAAUUUCACCUCAGACUGGUGGGCCCAGGGCACAUGUUACGAGUGGUCCCUCAAACCGUCCUGAAUGAAGCCCAAGUCACCAUCCUAGUUGAGGAUUCUGCUGCAAUGGAUUUUGAGAAAUCACAGUUCUUGACAUUUAAGCUCCUCGCUGUAGAGAUUGACACCCCUGAGAGAUUCAGUGCCACGGCAGACAUAAUCAUUCAUCUGCUAGACACCAAUGAUAAUGCUCCCAAAUUCUCCUCUGAUUUUUACAUCACCCGGAUUCCAGAAAAUUCACCCGGAGGAUCCAGUGUUAUGUCUGUGACAGCCUCAGAUCCUGAUUCUGGUCUUUGGGGUGUGGUCAAAUACUCCAUCUAUGGCUCAGGAGCGGACCUGUGAGUACCCUGCCCCCCUUUCAUCUCUGUGUAAUCCUGGUUUUCCCUAUCCAAGUAUAACUUUUAUGUGAAAGCCGAAGACACUGAGGGAAAAUACAGCCUUGCAGAAGUCUUUGUCACCAUUAUGGACCUCAAUGACCAUUCACCAGCAUUCAAUGAAAACUCUCUAGAGAAGACAAUGGUGAUUGGUGCACCAGUAAAAAUAGAGGCGAUUGAUGAAGAUGCAGAAGAGCCCAAUAAUGUCAUUGAAUACUCCAUCAUGAAGUCUGACCCAGAUGACAUAUUUAACAUUGAUGCAGACACAGGAGAAAUAAAGCUGAAGCCGUACAUCAAGUCCAUGGAUAUAAUCCAGAAUAUCAGCAGUAAUAAAGACUGUACCUGGUCUGUGGUUGUUCAGGCCAAAGACAGAGGUUCACCAUCCUUCAGCACCACCAAAGUGGUAAAGAUUGACAUCACAGAAGCGACUCAACUCAAGGGACCUUUGACGUCCUUUUUAUUGAAAAGUAGGGAAAAUCCCAUGCAAUUCCUAGGCUUGGUCAGUGGUGUCAUUAUAAUCAUGGUUUUUGUGACAGUCUUCAUCUCUACUGUUAUAUACGUGAGAAAUGUCAAGUCCAACAAGAUCCUACCCUCCCGUCGCAUCAUACAAAGGAAGCGUAAACCCUGGGGACAAGAUGACUUCCAUCAACCGUUCAGAGAGGAAUGCUGUGGAGUUAAGUUUAGAAAUGAGGAUCUGGAGAUCCCUACAGCAGACAAUAUCAACUGUAACAAUAAUGUCAAAGGAUGUUUUCAUCGAACCCCUCCGUCGCCUCCUGACGCCCCUGUCAUGCCCCCGCCAUUGCCAAGUCACUUUAGACACGGUGACCGGGAGUGGACGGUGCCUACAGUUUCUGCUUCGGUGGCCUCCAAGACAAAGAAAAGAUCUGAUAGGUGUAAAGACAAUCCUGUCAACACAGCACUGGUUUCUGAACUCAAACUUAGACUGGAGCAGAAAAACAUGGCAAACCGAUACUGAUGAAAUGCAUGUAUAUAAAUAUCAGUGUUCAAUGGAGAGAAGACGUAUCUCUCUGCCAAUUCUCUGUCAUGUUUCUUCUGACAAAGGAGAUUUCAGGCAAGAUUUGAGCAAGGCCAGCUCCGGAAGCUUCUCACUGUACAGUAUCUUUUCUUAUGCGUGAAGUGUUUAACUGGGAUUGCAGGUAGAACCUAGGUUUUUUAUUUUUUUUUAUUUUACCGUGGAUAACUAACAAUGAGUGUGAGUUUUCAUUCUUCAAAAUCAUGUAGU